AUGGCAUCAAAACUUCCAUGGUCAGUUCGGGCCACUGAUGCAGUUCAUAGGAUAACGGUACUUGGAUUAGUUGGUAUCUGUGCCGUAGGAAUUUGGGGUAUAGGAUUUAAUGUGUGGGCCAACUCAGACUUUUCGAAGAUGAAUAAGAAAAAGCUAACAUUCGAAGAGAAGCAAUACACUGAUAUGCGUCUGGAAGAGAAUGAUGAUGUGAAGUAA
Molecule: messenger RNA, 216 nt
Organism: Priceomyces carsonii
Lineage: Eukaryota; Fungi; Ascomycota; Pichiomycetes; Serinales; Debaryomycetaceae
Exons: 1
Coding region: 1-216 (71 amino acids)
Source: RefSeq, a predicted model, not a curated record